Molecule: messenger RNA, 905 nt
Organism: Phlebotomus papatasi
Lineage: Eukaryota; Metazoa; Arthropoda; Insecta; Diptera; Psychodidae
Product: grpE protein homolog, mitochondrial-like
Exons: 4
Coding region: 121-795 (224 amino acids)
Biological process (GO): protein import into mitochondrial matrix; protein folding
Cellular component (GO): PAM complex, Tim23 associated import motor
Molecular function (GO): protein-folding chaperone binding; protein homodimerization activity; adenyl-nucleotide exchange factor activity
Source: RefSeq, a predicted model, not a curated record
AGGAACUCUGUCACCGAAGUGUUGGCAACACUGAAUAGGCCUCUCCAAAGUUGAUUUCGUGAUAAAAAUACAGAGAUAAGUGAUUUAUUUUCUCAGUUUUCAGUAGAAAUAGUGUGUAAAAUGUGUUCUAAUAGUGCGAGUACAGUUUUGAGAAUAUUGAGAAAUGCUCCAGCAUUCGUACAAAGUCCCAGCUCAAGCCCAUUCCGAUUACUGAGCAUCUCAACGGCAAGGCGUAACUUUGCAUCAGAAGACACAAAGGACAAUCAAGUGCCAGAAGUGUCGGAAUCUGAGAAGAAAUUGUCUGCUCUUGUGGAGGAACUCAACAAACAAAUUUCCUCAGAGAAGGAAAAGAGUUCAGAGCUUUUGGACAAGUAUAAGAGAGCACUGGCUGAUGGGGAAAAUCUUCGUGUGAGGCUGACAAAACAAAUUGAAGAUGCCAAACAGUUUGGGAUUCAGAGCUUUUGCAAGGAUCUCCUGGAAGUGGCUGAUAUUCUUGCCACGGCAACAGACACUGUGCCCAAGGAAGAGGUCACAGACAAAAAUCCACACCUUAAGAGUCUCUACGAAGGACUGACGAUGACCAAAGCUUCACUGGAUCAAGUCUUCAAGCGACACGGCCUGGAGAGAGUCAAUCCUCUCAAUGAAAAGUUCAAUCCGAAUCUCCACGAAGCCCUCUUCCAACUGGAGAACAAAUCCGUGGAACCAAAUACCGUGAUUGAGGUCAGCAAAAUCGGGUACAAACUGAAAGAACGCUGCAUACGACCGGCUCUUGUGGGAGUCUCGAAAUCCUCAUGAACUGCCUAAGCAAAAAUGUGGCUUUUCCCCGUUUCAAACUUGGUGAUUUCCUGCGAAUUGUUAAUUCUGUCGCAUCCAAAAAUAAAACAAUUAGUAACUAUAUUGUCAAA